This is a messenger RNA of Etheostoma spectabile (orangethroat darter), 1046 nucleotides long. NCBI's taxonomy places the organism in Eukaryota, Metazoa, Chordata, Actinopteri, Perciformes, Percidae. The record is from the annotation of a RefSeq genome assembly.
AUGAACCCGUACAUCUUAGCCGCCCUUCUCUUUGGUCUAGGCCUAGGCACCACAGUAACAUUCGCGAGCUCGCACUGGCUUCUGGCCUGAAUGGGGCUUGAAAUAAACACUCUCGCCAUUAUUCCACUGAUGGCGCAGCAUCACCACCCUCGAGCCGUGGAGGCUACCACUAAGUAUUUUCUUACACAAGCCACCGCCGCCGCCAUGAUUCUUUUUGCCAGCACCACCAAUGCAUGGUUGACAGGACAAUGAGACAUCCAACAGAUAUCCCACCCCCUCCCUAUUACCGUGGUUACCGUUGCCCUUGCACUUAAAAUUGGCCUUGCACCCGUUCACGCGUGGCUCCCCGAGGUUAUGCAAGGACUGGAUCUUGUUACCGGGCUCGUCCUCUCCACCUGACAAAAGCUCGCCCCCUUUGCCCUUCUACUCCAACUUCAGCCUGCUAACUCAGCUAUUCUUGUUGCCCUCGGCCUAGCCUCCACCCUUGCAGGGGGCUGGGGGGGCCUAAACCAGACCCAGUUGCGUAAAAUUCUAGCUUACUCAUCCAUUGCCCACCUUGGAUGAAUAAUCCUCAUUCUCCAGUUCUCCCCAUCCCUUACCCUUCUCACCCUGUUGACAUAUUUUGUCAUAACACUCUCAACAUUCCUUGUAUUUAAAUUAAACAAAUCAACCAGCAUCAACAUGCUCGCCACCUCCUGAGCCAAAGCCCCUGCCCUAACAGCCCUAGCCCCUUUGAUUCUUCUGUCAUUAGGGGGUCUCCCUCCACUUACCGGUUUUAUGCCAAAGUGGCUCAUUCUUCAAGAACUAGCCAAGCAAGAUCUUGCCCCAACGGCAACUCUUGCCGCAAUGUCGGCGCUUCUAAGUCUUUACUUCUAUCUACGUCUAACCUACGCCAUGACCUUAACUAUGUCCCCUAACAGUCUUACCGGGACAACCCCCUGACGUCUCCAGCACUUGCAGUUUUCGCUCCCCCUGGCACUUGCAACUGCCACUACUCUUUUGCUACUCCCACUAGCCCCUGCAGUAGUUGCACUGCUCACCCUUUA